Spinacia oleracea (spinach) is the source of this 1446-nucleotide messenger RNA. RefSeq lists its product as uncharacterized. The record is from RefSeq and is a predicted model, not a curated record. Lineage: Eukaryota; Viridiplantae; Streptophyta; Magnoliopsida; Caryophyllales; Amaranthaceae. The transcript is spliced from 2 exons. Gene Ontology annotation, molecular function: rRNA small subunit aminocarboxypropyltransferase activity. Gene Ontology annotation, biological process: maturation of SSU-rRNA. The coding region runs from base 187 to 1014 and encodes 275 amino acids.
GAAAAAUAUUGUUAAAAGAACGAUCGAGUAACAAGAGGGAGAAACAAAACUAAAGAAAAGGCUUAAAUUAGGUUUUGAUACCUCUGCAAUCAGCACUUCUCCUUCAUCGAACAAGACUUGCGUACCGCUUAAACCACUCUCUUCAGACUCCAGAAAUUUUUAUUUUCUGUCUUUCUGCCAUUACAUAUGGGAGGGCACAAACAACCCAGGAAGCAGAAGAACCACCGUCCCCAACGUGGUCAACCAAGCUCCAGCUAUGACCCUUCUGUGGAGGGUAGGUCUCUCCCAUCCGAAGCUGAGUUAAAUGAAGAGAGCGAACCUAGUCCUGCAAUCCAGCUUGCUAUGUGGGAUUUUGGACAAUGUGAUGCAAAAAGGUGUACAGGACGCAAACUAGCUAGAUUUAAUUUGUUAAAAGAAUUGCGUGUGAAUGCUGGGUUUGGGGGCAUCGUUUUGAGCCCUGUUGGGACUCACUGUGUAUCAAGAGAAGACUAUCCUUUAAUCAAGCAGAGAGGAUUGGCUGUGGUGGACUGCUCAUGGCACCGGUUGACUGACGUGCCGUUUGCAAAACUCCGUUGUACAGCUCCUCGGCUAUUACCAUGGUUGGUAGCAGCAAAUCCAGUGAAUUAUGGCAGGCCAUGUGAGCUAUCUUGUGUAGAAGCGUUAGCUGCUGCAUUGUUUAUCUGUGGUGAAGAGGAAACAGCGCAGUUGUUGCUUGGGAAGUUCAAGUGGGGGCAUGCAUUCUUGUCACUCAACAAAGAGCUCCUUAAAGCUUAUUCUGAUUGCAAAGAUAGUACUGAGAUUAUUUCAGCUCAGAAUGCUUGGAUAUCCAAACAACAAAGCCUACAGGGCUCCAGUGCCCUGCAAGAUAAAGAAGAUAAAGAUGGAGCAUUUAGUGAUGAAGAGGCCAAUUCUGACGAUUCUGAUGAUGGGCUUCCGCCACUACAAAGGAAUUUAAAUCAUCUCAAGUUAGAGGAGAGUGAAGAGGAAAGUGAAUCAGAGGAGGGUGAAGAGUAAAGGUAGAUUGAGAAACCACAAUUUUGCUCUGUUAAUCAAGGUUAGGUGAUUAGCCAUAAAUGAAACUUGUCUAGAAUGUGCUGCCGCUCUAGUAUACAGGAAAAUGGAGCUCAAUAUGAGAAUUGUCAGAGAGAAAUUUGCAGGCAAUAUGAUAUCUACUUAUCUAGUGAUCUUGCUGCACAAGGUUUUACUAAUAGUUGUACGGAGUACAAGUUUGUAAGUUUGGUUUAGGAUCAAAAUGUAUGUACUGUGAUGGCAUCGAGCUUCUUUUUGUUUUGUUGGUGUGGAAUCGAAUAGGCUUGUAGGCUCAACUUUAUUAUAGGAAAUGGAAAUGAGAAUGGUUGACAUUAUCUAAUUAUCUUGUACUUGGGUUUCCAAGAUUUGAGAGUUUUACCUCCAGAAAGUGGCUAUAAAGUAGUGGUUAGCCUUUAA